Acipenser ruthenus (sterlet) is the source of this 3681-nucleotide messenger RNA. It is a transcript of the gene aqp4, whose product is annotated as aquaporin 4. NCBI's taxonomy places the organism in Eukaryota, Metazoa, Chordata, Actinopteri, Acipenseriformes, Acipenseridae. The transcript has 6 exons. The coding region runs from base 299 to 1432 and encodes 377 amino acids. Gene Ontology annotation, cellular component: basolateral plasma membrane; plasma membrane. Gene Ontology annotation, molecular function: water channel activity. The record is from RefSeq and is a predicted model, not a curated record. Gene Ontology annotation, biological process: transmembrane transport.
CUGACAGUACUAGAUUUGUAGAACAGAAAACGUAAAUUUUAAAUCGCAGUCUAAUUGCUGUAAACCUGUGCUGGCUUUAGUUGAGCAUCGAGAAAGAGACCAGUAAAUUUGAGUUCCAAAUUCUGCUAACCAGUUUGUGGCAUCUCUCAGUCACUUGAGAAUUUCGUAGCAGUCUAAGGGUGUAUCUGCACUGCAUGCUAUCGAGGAGAAACUGGCAGUGCACGCAAUCUACUCCCGGUUUAUUCAGGUUUUGUCAUGUAUUUUUCUCUUGGGGGUGGAGAUAUUCCCCCAUUACUAGAUGCGUAUUAAAACUCUCCAACUUUCCCACACGAGACAUAAUGUGCCGCUCACCUCCAACAAACAACAAGAGAUCAUUCCUUGCAUCUCCAUUCUUUACACCUCAGCCAGCAUCUGCCUACCUCGCAAAUAUAACCUACCUGUACAAAUGAACGGAAAAUAUACCCAGGUUAUGUUGGAAAAAAGCAAAGAAUGUUCAUGGAGGUGCUUGACGCUGUGUAGUCGUGAGAACAUCAUGGUGGCAUUCAAAGGAAUUUGGACCCAGUCCUUCUGGAGAGCAGUUUCUGGGGAAUUCCUGGCCACUUUGAUCUUUGUCCUCCUUAGUCUGGGCUCUACAAUAAGCUGGGGUGAAAAAGAGAACCCCCCUCCAGCAGACCUGCUGCUCAUCUCCCUGUGUUUUGGACUCAGCAUCGCCACCAUGGUGCAGUGUUUCGGGCACAUCAGUGGGGCUCACAUUAACCCUGCUGUGACAGCAGCCAUGGUCUGCAUGAAGAAACUCAGCCUAGCCAAGUCUCUCUUUUAUGUGGUGGCCCAAUGCCUGGGAGCUGUAGCUGGGGCAGGAAUCCUGUACCUGGUGACGCCCAGUGAUGUGAGAGGUGACUUUGGUGUAACCAUGGUCAACUCCAAGAUCUCUGUUGGUCAUGGGCUGUUGGUUGAACUGUUCAUCACCUUUGAGCUGGUUUUCACAGUCUUUGCAACUUGCGAUUCAAAACGACAGGAUCUUAAAGGUUCAGCAGCUUUGGCCAUUGGCUUUGCUGUCACAAUUGGGCACCUAUUUGCUAUAAACUACACAGGAGCAAGUAUGAAUCCUGCUCGUUCUUUUGGACCUGCAGUUAUUACAGGGAACUGGGUAAACCACUGGGUAUACUGGUUGGGCCCAAUAAUGGGUGGCAUUAUUGCAGCUGCGAUGUACGAAUACCUGUACUGCCCGGACCCUAAAAUGAAGCAACGCCUCAAAGAGGUAUUUUCCAGGGCCUCCUACCCUUCUGGGAAGUACAUGGAAGUGGAUGAGAACAAGAGCCAGGGGGAGGCAGACGACCUAGUGAUCAAGCCUGGGAGCAUCCAUGUCAUUGAUGUGGAAAAGGAGGAGAACAAAGAGAAGGACCCCACCAGUGAGGUGUUGUCCUCAGUAUGACUAGCAAGAAGCACUGGAAAAGGAGAUAACCCUUUGGAACACCUUCGGUACUCUAUUGCAACCCUGAAGGAAACAGACCUUUUGUAGAAACAGAGAAUGCCCUCCUGCCUCAUCUAUUCAACAAACAGCCGAUGCAUACUUAACUGGGGUUUAGUGCAUACAGACGCCUACCUAGUUCCACAGUAAACACCAACAGGAUACCAUCAGAACACAGCAGGUGCCAGUGAUGUGUGUGUAUAUAUAUAUAUAUAUAUAUAUAUAUAUAUAUAUCACAUGGUUUUAUUAUUCCUCUCAAUUCCUUAAUGCUCUUUUUUUUCCUAAUUGGUACUAGGCUAUUUUAUCGUCAAGUAACAAUUGUUUACUGUGUGAGAGAGGCAAUGGUCAGGUAUUUGUUGAUUGAAGGUGUUAAAGUAAACUCUCAAUACGAUGAAGCUGCCUUCUGAUGAAUGUGUUUUAAUUCAACAGGGCAUUGACCAAGGCCUCAAAAAAACAAACCCUUCUGUGAAUCUAUUUCCGGUUUAGCUUUUUCAAAAGCACUUUCUAAAAGGUACUGAUUAGUAAUGCAAAGUUACUAUGGCAAUACUACAGCUGUGCUACAAAUGAAAGUAGUCACAUUCAAACUUUUAGUAGUACUAAGCUGGUAUGGAACUUUUAAGUGACCCAAGCAGAAAGUUAUUUAUUUCCUGUAGUUUUGUUGUUACGGCACACCAGCGGGCAAUAACUACAGUAAUAUCAAUCGUUUAAAUUACAGCACUGCUGGUCUGCACUGUUUGACUUUCCAACUUAUGUACUUCUUAGUGGUAGUAGCACAAACACAGUAAUUUAGUUGUAUUUUUUGGUAAGGGAAGUAGCUUCUCUUAUGUCAAGUUGGGUUUUAAAAUAUUAAAGUAAAUGUACACACAUAUGCUUUACAAUUCUUAUAUUCAGGGCUUUUCUCCUAUUCCAGUGCUUAGUUUGAAAUGUUCUUAGUCCUUAGCAGGACUUUGUUUUCCAAGUGUUUUAUUAAGGUAAGGAUUUGCAUUAUUUUUGUAAUUCUUAUUAGAAUACGUAUCCUGCCAAGGAUGUGUUUUUAUACUGUUAAUUUAAAAUUAUGUUUGAAUGCUGAAAUAUAUACUGUUUUAUCUUUUACUUUGUCAGAUGGUUAGCUGAAAGCAUAAAGUUGAAUUCUGCAAAAUGAAAACUAAAUGAACACAUGUUGUAAUAAUACAACUUACCUGGAAGUGAAAAUGAUGUUUCUUGUGAGAAUCAACCAUAUUAUUGAAAGCAUAUUGUUUUGUUAACCUUGAAGUGGCUGUACUAAUUGAAACCCUAAAAGUGUGACAACUAUUCUUCUCUCUCAUUAGCACCUAGUACCUAUGCAUUUUGCUGUAAAUAUUUUCACUGUCCAGACUUUGUUUUCACUUUGAUUGAGCUAAAGCAUAUUAAACACCUGUUUAAGUUAAUCUCUUGUGCAGCAUGACUAAGGACCCAGCCUGCCCCCAAAAUGUAGUCAGAUGAGUAUGAGGCUCUGGUGGGGUCCUAACAGCUUAGUGUUGUGGUAGGAUAACGUGCUUCACAUGAGUCCAAAUAAAAUAAAAGUCUGGGAAACGAAUUCAGGAAAUAGUACUGGUGAGAAAGUUGUUAAGCUAAAGUAGGGUUAGAAAGUGCUCUUAAAUGCCUAGUUUAUCACUUCUUUAAUAUUUGUAUUAUGUUUUGUAGGUCUGUGCCGAUGUCAUUUUAAACGAAACCGUGAUAGGUUUUAAAAUAAUUAGGUUUCUAGAGCCUAUAUUUAUCACCAGCAAUCAUAACUGACAACAAUUCUUCUUUUUAAUUUGAUUAUAGCUAUGAAAUAAUUCCACACAUCUUGUGCACUUGUAUACAGUGUUGUGCACGUCUAUUCAUUAUGUGGUCUCAGGUGUGCAGUUUUGAAAGAAACACGUUAUGUUUUUUCAUUUUAAAAAAUGAUAUCAGGUACUAUACUAGGUUAAAGAAAUUUCUGUUUGCAAGCCUUACUUUCACAAAGUUUUACUUUUACCUGGAGAGUGAAAUUGUCCUCACCUCUUCAAUACCUUCUUCAGUAGUCAUUGCUGCAUUUUAAAAUGUUAUAAUAUUAAAAUAUAAAUACAUUUGAUGCAUGGAAUCCAAGAAAGAUAAGAAUGUACACUUGACUUGAUUUAAAUAACGAAAUAUUACAGAAUGUACAGUAUAUUGUAUUGUAAGUGUGGUAUUGUUGUCUUAAAACUUGUAUAUUAAAUACCAUAGUUUACAAA